Trichophyton rubrum CBS 118892 is the source of this 765-nucleotide messenger RNA. RefSeq lists its product as uncharacterized. The coding region runs from base 1 to 765 and encodes 254 amino acids. Lineage: Eukaryota; Fungi; Ascomycota; Eurotiomycetes; Onygenales; Arthrodermataceae. The record is from RefSeq and is a predicted model, not a curated record. The transcript has 5 exons.
AUGGAAUCGCGCGAUCUCAGUGCUCUGUGGAUGCUGCCGGCCGGCCCUCCACCGCCGGGCGUGGAGUCCAACUUCGUGAAUCCUCCAAGCCUGGCUAUGCCGAUAGUCAUUGUGAAUGCGAUCUCGCUAGCUCUGAUGAUGGUCGCAGUGACGGCCAGGUUCAUUGCAAAGAGCCGUUAUUCUCAGCAGCGCUGGGACUUGUCUGAUGUGUUUUGUGUGUUGGCGACGAUGGGUUCAAUAGCCCACUCAGCCUUGACCAUUCACAACACCACUGUCAACUAUGGGAGGCACAUGUGGGAUAUCCCAGCGUUGAGUCUCACAGUGUCGAGGACCAAACAAUAUGCUGCCGUCGACAUCAUCUAUAUCUUGACGAGCUUCUUCAUCAAGAUAUCAAUCCUUCUGCUGCUCAACCAGCUUUUUCAUGUCAUAAGGCAACUCCGCCUGUUGAUUUACAUCGGCAUAGUGAUUAUAUCGAUUGUAACCAUCCCAUAUUUGGCAAUAUCUAUCAUCCGCGUGUCGAGAUGCAACGGUAUCAAUGCCCUGGGUAUUAUGAUAUGCAGCAACAAGGUAGUGAGCACGACAAACCUCGUCUUUGGGUUGUGGAAUGUCCUUAGCGAUUUCUAUAUCCUCGCAAUUCCUAUCAGCCAGAUCCAGGGCUUGAAAAUGCCAAAUAAGAGGAAGAUAGGAGUCCUGACCCUCUUCCUUACUGGAUUCAUGUACGAACUACCGCGUUAUUCGACACUGCUAGAGGUGGGCCUAUGCUGA